Notolabrus celidotus (New Zealand spotty) is the source of this 3903-nucleotide messenger RNA. Its product is annotated as coiled-coil domain-containing protein 136-like. Gene Ontology annotation, biological process: single fertilization; acrosome assembly. Gene Ontology annotation, cellular component: acrosomal membrane. Lineage: Eukaryota; Metazoa; Chordata; Actinopteri; Labriformes; Labridae. The record is from RefSeq and is a predicted model, not a curated record. The transcript has 10 exons. Bases 186 to 1586 code for a protein of 466 amino acids.
AGGAGGGGAGGAAAUGAACAAUGGAGGGGAAAUGAUCACUAACCUGCAAUGUUAGCUGUCAACAUCCAGUGCAACAGCCUGUCUGGAUCUCAUUAGAGCUGAGGUGGGCGUGUGGAGCCUCUGACCCUCUCUCGCCCACUCUCUUCCUCUUGUCUCUCCCUCUUUGCUGCAGCUUCAGGGGGGCUAUGGAUGGACUGCGUUUACCUCCACUCAUCGAGGAGGCUUUGGACUCUACAGAUGACCCGUGCGAUCUAAAAGCAGAGUGCAGCCCCACCAUGGACAACGAAAUCACAGCCAAGGAGAGAGGAGUUCUGGAGGAGAACAACGAGAAGGAGGAGAUGGACCAGGAGGGAGCCCAGGAGGAAGAAGGGGAGGAGAAGAAGAUGAAGGAGGAGGAAGGCGAAGGGGAGGAGAAGAGGAGGAAGGAGGAGCCACUGACAGAGGAGCAGGAGCUGGAGGAGCUGAGGGCCCAGGUGCUUCAGCUGCUGCUGGAACUGGACGAUGCCAGAGAGACCUCCAACAAGCACCAGGAGGCGUUUCAUGAGCUGCAAGGUCUGUUGGAGGACGAGCGUCUGGCCAGUGCACACCAGGCUGAAGCCUUCACACGCCAGAUCCAGAACCUGCAAGCCCAGCUUCGCUCUGUGCAGGAGGAGAUGGACAGCCUGGAGGAGGAGAAGGAGAGUGAGCUGGCUGAGGCACAGGAGGAGCUGCGUGUAGCCCAGGAGGAGGUGCUCCUGCUCCAACAAGCAGCGGAGGAGGCAGCUGGAGAGAGGGAGAAUGACAUCGCCUCACUGCAGGAGGAGCUCUGUCGCCGGCGGGCCGAGCUGCAGCGUCUCAGCGAGGAGACGCAGGAGUAUGACUUGGAGAUCACCACACUGAGGGCAGAGAUCAGCAUGAAGAGCCAGCGCAGGGAGGCUGAGAGGAGAGAGGGUGAUGUAGACCUGCUGAAGGAAGAGUGCCGUGUGCUAAAGGAUGAGUGCCAGACUCUGAAGGAGGACAACAGACGCAUCUCUGAGAGGCUGCAGCUGCUGCAGAGACAGAGGACAUGCUCCAGUGUGUACCUGUCACUGAAGGAGGAGGAGGAUGUAGGGGAAAGCACAGAGGGGAAGGAGACAGAGACCGGCUCCGAUGAGGUCAUGACAGAGAGCUACAUGACCAUGGCCCAGUCUGAGAACUGUCGCCUGGUGGACGCCUCCAUCCAGAAAAAUAUUUCAUUCGACGGGAAGCCUAUGACACCAACCGGCUGGAACGGAGGCAUCGGAGAGGUCUUCUCCCUGAGGGACCAGCUGAAGCAGGCGGAGGAGAAGGCCUCACAGGUUCAAAGAGAGUGUGACGGUCUGAAGAUGGAGCUGCAGGAGCUGCAGGUACUUUAUGACAGCAGCCAGAAGGAGAGAGCCGAGCUGGAGGAGGAGCUGCAGCGCUGCAAGGCAGAGCUGGAGAAGCUGUCGGAGGGGGCGCAGAGAUUCAUCCAUUCGUCUGAGCACCCUGUUCUCUCCAUCCCCUUCAUAGGAAUGAUUGUAAUAAUGGCUGUGGUCUGGUGCUGGUUGUCGGAGCUGGCGUCCCAGAGGGCAAGGGGAGUGAGGUAGGUUGGAACUCCAUUUUGACAAUCACUGCUGCCACAGCAGUGCUGCUAAUGAUGACUAGCUUGUUGAGAGCUUUCGUCCGAUGUUGAUUGGAUGGGCAACAACUGCACAAGGACAGACGUCUGCUUCAGGCCAACCCUUGUUGUCUCCGGCCAUGUCUAUAGACUGAACUGGAAUACUCUAGAUGUAAUAGAGCUGACUGACAACUGCAUAGAAAAUGUGUAGAAAAAUUUGUCUCGACUGAGAAGGUACUACAUCCAGGCACAGACUGAGAAUGAUGUGCUCAGUAUGAUUUGAGAUUGAAGGCUGCUGUGAUGAUGGGUCGACCUGCAGAGAGCCCACAUGAGGAUUUCCCUCCACUAAAUGUAUGCUAGUGCUGCGUCAUUCCUCCGUGGUGUCUGUGAAUAUUAUGUUUCUUUCCUUUAGCUAUAAAUGUGAUUAGAGAGGGGUUGGAUUAUUAAUGUGCACCAGAUGGUUUCGAAGUUAUUUAAACAUUAUUUAUUCAUUUGUUUGUUAAAAUAUGUUCACAGAUGUCUUUGAUAAAAUAGAUAUGCAGUCUGGCCUUUGCUGCACUGAAAUCCCUAAGGUGUAAAAAUGCCUCUAAAAUAUUAACAGAAAUGACAGUUCGUUUCACUUUUUCAGUUUGCUUUUAAGUGCUUCCCCAAAUACUAAUUCCAAAAAUUCCAACUGGAUUAAAUGCAGAAACUCUGAAUGAAAUGUCAUUUUAGUACCGAUCUUGCCCCACACAACUAAUUGAUGUCUAUCUAGUUUAGAUCCUUUUUCACCACUAAUGACAUACAAGGAGACCAGGAAUGGCUGAUGGUUCUCCUGUCAGUUUGAGACUGGUGUAUUAAGCUGAUGUUUAACCCAGUGUCACCCCUCAAGGCUGGAGCAGCUCUUCUUCACAGUGUGUUUUCGGUUUCAAUGCUUUGCUCCAGGAUCUGCCACUUAUACUCUUGUCCUUUUUUUGACUAUGAGCUAAGACAACUCCCACUGUCCCCUUCGAUUAACACUUAAAUCCAAGAUGCCAGAGAGGCAGUGCACUGUUCCUGGUUCCUCUUACUUGUUAGCACUCAGUUUUAAAAUUCCUAAAUGACAUCGUUAUGCUUACAGAGUGGUUUGCUGUUGUUUCUUGUGUGCUGAUCUAUAUAUCUCAGCACUUUUAAAAUCACAUUUGAAUGUGAUUUAGCUAUUCUAAUUACUGACAAUUACAUUAAAUUAUGACUUAUGUAAAUUAUUUCUCUCUCUUCAGCAGGAUUGCUUGGCUUUCCAAAGUGUUAUUUUAUUUCGAUUUCCUUGUAUGUCAAUCACCGGCAAGUGAAUCUAUUGACACAAGUAGAUGAAACCACUAAAUGAAGUAAAACUUGAGGUUUGUUUCUCAUGUGGGCAUUGUAGAAAUGGAUAUGAUUCCAAAAAUAUGUAAAUAUGAAAGUGUCAGAAAAUUGUAGUUUGUAAACGCAUCAAUGAUAAAAACAUAUAUGUACAUGUGGAAGGACUCUGAUUACUGUUUACAUUUGUGCACUGUUUUAUUUUUUCGUGUCUUUAAAACUGAAAACAGCAUGCUAAGAAACAUAUAAAAGCACAAAAGAUAACUUAUGUUGUUUCUGUUACUUUGUAUUUCAUGUAAAUAGAUGUGACAUACAGUACUAUGGGAGAGAUAUUUCUUGAAUCCAUUUGUACUAGCUUUGUAGAAAGUUUAUUCUAUUUUGAAAGAGCAUCGUAUAUUUGAUAGCCAAAUGAUAUCACGUUUAAAUGUUUAUUUAUAGUGACGUUAAUUAGAGGAACUGCUGGCAUUGCUAAUCAUUUUAUGUACCUCUUUGUUUAAAGGUUGAUGAGUCAUUGCAUGCAUUUUGAUUGCAUUUGACCUUAAUUGCCUGAGAGAGCAAUAUGACUCCAGUUUUUUCCCGUCUGUUUUAUUCAAAAAAUGUUUUCUGAAACAUUUGUCAUUAAAAAUAUGUAGAUAAGCAAUGCCUGACUAAUGUUAUUUCUGCAUAUGAACAUACACUAAGGAAGUUAUGUGCCACUGGACUGCAUAUGUUGUCACUGUCUCUUUCAAAAAUAAUCAGUUUGCAAUAAGAAAACAAAUUCCCGUUGACUGCAAUGGUUCAUAUGUGAAUGUUGUCUGAACCAAACUUUAUUUUUAUUUGAUCAGUAUUAACUUCAUCAUACUUUCACAAACUUCUGUGUUGCAGUGUUCCUCUGCUUGUUGCUUUGCAUACUGAUAGCAUUGUUGUUUUCGAUAUAGUUGUGGCUAUUUUGUUACCUGGAGGUCUAUUUUGUACUGUAAAUGACUUGAGAAAAUAAAUAUACUCACACCGCA